GUCUGCUGUGGCGUUCACAACUAUUCCAGCGAAGAUAUUAACGGAGACAAAUCACCCAUGUGGUAGCAGCAGCAACGCUUCUUGGUAGGUUUGUUUGCCGUAUCGCUUUGUUGCGUAAAUUGUAAAUCAUGGUCAAAGCCGGCGACUCGCGGCGAUGCAGAUCCGUGGACGUCGUGGUGAAGAAUACUAAGCAUGCCAAUAUGUCGCUCAGCCAUUCUAAAAAUUGGGCCUUGAACGGGUGGUUUCUUUCCCAAGUGUCUAUCCAGAUCUUUCAAGGUGGCCAGGAUCUGAACCAAAAGGCAUCACCUCUAUCUCCACCCGCUUCAGACGAAAUGGAUGGCAGCAUCCAGCCUGGUGCAACCACAGAAAGCAUCUCAAACGGCCACCCAAGCAUUGCUUUUGUCGCACAGAAGGCAGCUGCCAUAUUCCAGAUGGCACUUGUGUUCUCACAAGGGAGGUCUUGUGAGCAGACCACCCUGUUUUGCUUGUGGCUUUGCCAAGUGGUACUGUUUUUUUUAAUUUCAUCCUGUGAUCAGAUUAACCGGUCAAUUAAUUUUUUUCACUCCCAUCUUGUGAGCAGACCACCCGAUCAAUCUUUUCUUUUGUUUCCUCCUUGUGACCAGAUCACCCAACAAAUUAUUUUCACUCCCAUCUUGUGAGCAGACCACCCAAUCAAUGUUUUUCUUUUGUUUCAGUCUUGUGAGCAGAUCACCCAGUAAAUUUAUUUUUUUCACUCCCAUCUUGUGAGCAGACCACCCGAAAAAUGUUUUUCUUUUGUUUCCACCUUGUGAGCCGACCACCCAAUCAUUCGUUUACUUUUGGUUUCGUCUUGUGAGCUGACCACCCUGUUUUGUAAUAGUCAGUCAAGUAAUAUUUUUAUGAUCUGUAUUUCUUUACCUUUUACCUAAGAGUCUGCUUAUUAAUGAACAUUGCCAUUUUAUAACUAUUUAAAAAUGAAAUUUUCCUUGUGAUAGCAUCGUUGAUGCUCAAAGUGCCUUGGUGUAGGCAGCUAUGUAGCUGUCACAUCUAUGCUGCAUUUUUGAUGCACUUAGUGUCUCUGUGGAAUUGCUCCUCUACAUUGUUUUUUUUUUUCUCUUUAUGCUCAAUUCACAGCUUUAAAGUGCUAUGAAAUAUCCUAGCAUAACAUUCAGGCACACUUUGGUCAACAAAAGCUGGUGACCGGUGCAUUGUAAAAUAACAGUGCUUAAGUGGUAGCUAAAUGCAUUGUGUUACAUUUUUGUGCAUUUAAAAUUACGUCAGCUGGUUUUGGUGCACUGUAUGGCCACCAUGCUGUAGUCCGUCAAAAUAUGUUUUCUGCGGUUAGAGUUUUGAGCAAAUCCUACUCUGUAUGUAACAUUAGCCGAGGCUGCAACCAUACCUUGCUUGCAUCACAACGCAACUACAGCGAGGCUAUUGUGUGGUGCGAAAAAAAUGCAUAGAUUCCAGGUGGUGCCAUGCAAAAAAUACACCAUUGAUUUACUCUUAUAUUUGGCUAUUCCCGAGAGCAUUCAGACUUUUGCAUAUAAGGCAGCUGUUUUCAGUCCUCCUUUCAUUUCUCAAGAAGCAGUAAAAUAUUUACUAAUUAGUACAUGUUAUGUCUGAUAUACAUAUUGUCGCGACCCAGCACCUCCACCAGUGUCCCGACGUCAAGACGGAGGUCGUACUUGAAGACGCUGAGAAAACAGCAGCGGGUCGGUCUUUUUAUUAACCGCGCGCGCGAGAGUUUUUCUCGUUGUGUUCUGCAUAAAAGUGUGCAGAUGCGCGUAUGUGCUGUCGCCUUCUUUUUCGCGGGACGCACGUGACAAUAUCGUGAAAUUUCUGUGCAGCUAAUUACUUGUGCCUCAGGAUAUAAAUGUAAACCUUUCCUAUAAAAGUUGAAAAGUUAUAUCUGCGUAUAAGUGAUACCCUAUAUCUGACACUGUGUUUCAGGGUGAUAAGGUUAACAACUUUCUUGAUCACACACUGUGUUUCAGGGUGAUAAGGUUAACAACUUUCUUGAUCACAGUAUCAAACAUAAUGAAGUGCUUUGCUGAAACUUUCAAGUAAUUGACGUCUCUCAUCUAUUUGUUAGGGUAAAAUUGAAAAGUUUACAAGAUCCUCUAAAAGUGUUCAUUAUAUGCCAAAUGUGCCUGCCUUAAUAUUACUUAUAGCUUUGUUGGCAGUUUAUUUGUGGGUGCACGCACCCACGUGACCACAGAACACCUACCACGACAGAGACAGUUUGGUCUGCAUGCUGCGCCCUCUCCACUGUAAUGGAACAUUUGUACUUUGUACCACCUGCAUUUUCAAGUGGUGCAGAGUGCUGGCAUCUACAGCUUUGUGGGACAAAAAUAAAGAAGUCCGAAACCAA
Rhipicephalus microplus (southern cattle tick) is the source of this 2350-nucleotide messenger RNA. RefSeq lists its product as uncharacterized. NCBI's taxonomy places the organism in Eukaryota, Metazoa, Arthropoda, Arachnida, Ixodida, Ixodidae. The record is from RefSeq and is a predicted model, not a curated record.